Molecule: messenger RNA, 456 nt
Organism: Xenopus tropicalis (tropical clawed frog)
Lineage: Eukaryota; Metazoa; Chordata; Amphibia; Anura; Pipidae
Gene: dapl1
Product: death associated protein like 1
Source: RefSeq, marked provisional
AGAGAGACUGAUCAUGGCCAAAGAGCUAAAGGUACAGAGUCCUCCCCAAGCCCUAAAGGCUGGCCAUCUUCCUGCAGUGAAAGCUGGCGGAAUGAGGGUUUCCAAAAAGCAAGGCAAUGAAGAAAAUACUGCACCUGAGAAAAAUGCAAAGAAAACCUUGCAGGAAAAACCAAGCUCUGUUCUUAACAUGACGAAGAUGCAAGCAAUGAACAUUUUGGCUGGAGAGCUAGAGAAGCUCAGCCAUGACUUUCCCGGAGAAGCCGCGCAGAUUGCGCACAAAAAACCACGACCUACUGUCGAGAAGAUCAUUCUGCCAAAAAGGCUGUACAUUAUUCAGCAGCCUCGCAGAUGUUAGACUGCAUGUACUCUGGUGUCAUGUACAUAAGUUAAAAAAGUCACUUUUCCCAGAAUAAUCAUUGUUUUGUACCAGUUUUGAUAAAGCACUUUGCAUUAAAA